This is a messenger RNA of Marchantia polymorpha subsp. ruderalis, 3161 nucleotides long. Lineage: Eukaryota; Viridiplantae; Streptophyta; Marchantiopsida; Marchantiales; Marchantiaceae. The record is from the annotation of a GenBank genome assembly.
AUCAUCUCCUUGUUCAUUCCUCUGCAUCUAAGAAGCAGAAUUGGGAUUAGAACUUUGCUUUGGGAUGAGAGCUUUGUGUGGUGCAUGGUGUGGUUCGGAGUGGUGGUCCACACCGUAAUUGGUCUUGCUCCUCUCCUGUUCCUGGGCAUACCGACAUAGUGACUUGCGGGCUCUCUCUCUCUCUCUCUCUCUCUCUCUCACCCUGGUUGGCUUUUGUAUGGCUGGCUGGGUGUUGGGGUAGCUCUCUUUCAGUGGGUUUCGAUUUCUUCAAGGUUCUUUGGCGACAGAAACAGAUGGCACUUCAUCAAGUGGGGCGAGUAGAGGAAUUUCCGCACUGCAUCGUGCGGGGAUUGGCGCAUGGUUUUGAUUCGAUUGAUAGCACCAUGUAGAGGGUCACCCGUCGAUUCGUGCAUACGAUGGGGAGACUUGAAGAAUUGUCGAGAUUUUGCGAGUCAGGGGAUGUCUGGCUGGUGAAGAAAGGGACGCCCUUAACAAUGAGCGGAGGGGACGGUGACUCUACGUCGGACAGCGUGGUCGCUGCCCUGUCUGCUUACUCGGCAAGAUAUUACAAGUGGACAGCCAUGUUCGGAUGCGGGUCGGCGUUUUUGAGCGGAGUUCUUGUCAUUCUGUUGAUCGAAGCUCUGGUUGUAAUGUUUGUGGUGAUGCGUUCCGUGGAGAAAAAACAGAGGCUUUCUAUUCCACAUUCGUCCUCAGUUUCUGUCGAAAUUCCAGAGAAUAAGUUAGACAUCAAACUCACGGGUGGUGUGUGGAUCACAGCUUUACCACUUGGGGAUAUCAAGAAGAUGUAUACUAGACGGGAGAAAGCUCUACGAGAGAAGCUUGCAAAGGAAGAAAAGAAUGAUAAUGAGAAGGGCUCUAAAGACUCCAAGUCUAAACGUGAUGUUUUGAGGGAUUAUACUCAGAUAACUCCCGUCUUCAGGAGAGCCAAGCUGCAUGGCACCAUACUGCAUUUGAGUGGUCCAGGAGCUCCAACAGGGGAGCAUGUCCGGCUCGAAGGCUGCGUAGUACUCGCAGUUUCUGGGUCUACAGAACCUACUCGCAAAUGGGCGAAAAAAUUCCCUUUGAAAGUUCACCAUGCAAGCCGGGAAGUAUACAAAGGAUCGCAUGAUUGCUUAUUAUAUCUCGAUACUGGCUGGGAGAAGGAAAAAUGGUGUGAAGCCCUUCGUGCCGCCGCUAAACCGCAGAGCAACGAAGGGGACCCGUUUUUCAAACAGAAGAAAGAGUACAAAGAGUAUUUACUUCGAGUGGAGAAUCAGUUUCCCUUCUUCAGUUUGGCCAACUCUGGCAGACUUGCUUACGUGGUAGACGACCGUAUGAAGGCGCUCAAAGGCGAGCCGAACUCCUCGAGUUUGAAAAAGUCGCGCCAGCUUUGGAAGAAGUUCAUACGUCGCAAUGGGAAAAGUGGACGAGAGAGUAAAUCUUCCGACGGUCGACAAGAUGUCGUCAAAGGUGAUGAAAUGGCAGUCGCAGAGGAGGGCAGCAGCAGAGGUUCCAAUUCUAGUGUGGGCGGGAGUCCCGGCGACGCAGUUCUCGCAGCCAGUUCCACGGAAGACUUUGUACCGGAAGCGUCUCUUGCAAAGGAUGAAAUCUUCAGGACCGUAUCUAUGCCAUCGAAUUUCAUCGAGAGAGAUCCUGCUGUGGAAUCUAUGGAACCCGCCCUCCUAUGCGUCAAUACAUUAUUUGCCCGAUUAUUCUUUGACUUAUAUCACAGCGAAAGAGUUGUUUCUCGAAUACGGUCCAUACUCCAGAGACAACUAUCUAAGGUGCCUACUCCAAAUUACAUAGGAAAAAUCGAAUGUACUCAUUUGGAUUUGGGCAAUUCUCCACCUUUGGCCCGCAAUAUGACCCUUCUUCCUGUUAACGAGGAAGGUUCGUGGGGGUUGGAGGCCGAUCUGGAGUAUCAUGGAGGAGCAAUUCUGACGAUUGAGACUCGUAUAGAUGUACGAGACUCUAAUUCUCGCGAGAAGGUUGUGGCUCAAGGACUCGAACCGACACUAGCUGGAGCAGCUGCUGCAGACCUUUUGGCGAAAGGGCUAGAGACUUAUUCAGAGGAGUUAAACCUUAAUGUCCAAGAAGGAAAUCCCUCAGCUGAUCAAAGAAAUUCAGGUGGCACAUCCAGUAGCAGCAGGCCAGAUGUCAGAAGCUCAGAGGAAGCUAGUCGUAAGGGCUGGAUGCACUCGCAAUUAACCAAUGUUAAAUCUAUCAUGUCAAAGGUUGCAGAGCAGGUUUCUCAGGUGCCUUUGGCAUUGACUAUAAAAGUAGUGCAGGUGAGGGGUAAAUUACAAAUGCGCAUAAAGCCACCACCGUCGGAUCGCGUGUGGUUCAGUUUCACUCAGAUGCCCACGUUGGAGCUGGUACCAGAGCCAUGUAUUGGAGACCACAAAAUCAGUAGCGGUCCUCUCGGUCAAUUUAUUGUCAAUCAAAUCAAGAUUCUUCUUCGAGACACUAUGGUUUUUCCACAGUUUGAGGAUUUAUCCUACUCAUGGAUGAUGUCCGUUAAAGAUAAUUGGCUUCCCAGAGACGCCGUCCCAUUGCCAUUCGUCAGUGAGCAAGCAUCAGAUCAAAAUAAUGAUAAGGAACGCCGGGACGAAAAAAGAAGCCAGUUGAGAAAAGAAGGUAGUGUAGACACCACUCGCAUAGACACGUCGGGUGCGGGGGUGGGUCCAUCUAAAAGCCUUCCAGGUAUAAGUUCUCAGUAUGAGCAGGAUAUCUCACCUUCUCCUCCUUUAUCACCCCUUAAAAGAUCUGUUGGGUCUCUGUCACUACCUGAGAUGCAUGUAGACACGACGCUUGAGUACGACCUGAGAAGGCCACUGCUAGAGAAGGAGGGACUGCUACUGGAAGCAUCCACUAGAGUGUCAGAGAUAGCUUGCCUUCCCCCCGAAAAAAAUCAGCAUGUCAGUGUUUGGCAAGCACAACAAGCAUCGUCAUCUGACAGUGAGUCCGGGCACGUAAACCAAGGAGUUGUGGAUCAGUUGGAAAGGCAGGCUUCAAGCAGAGUACCUGGUUCUAAACGUUCCAAGGUACUUGGUUUUGGAAAAAAAAUGGGUACUAAACUGGAGGAGAAAAGCCGGAAUGUCCUAGAAAAGAUACGGGAUCGGUCUCAGAUGGGUCCAGAGCAUUCGCACGAAUAAUGUGAG